AAAAAAACUGCAGCCUGCUGUGUGUAUUAUAUAUAGAUCCAAUGAACGGAAACAGUUUGAAGAAAUCAAGGUAAAUGAUGUGGUCAGUAAAUUAUAUCAAAAAUGUCCGUCAGUUGAUAUUCCUAUGAAAGCUGGAGACUUACCGAUGUUAUCACCGCCACUACCUUGGGUGAAAUUAUAUCAUGGUGGCCUUGUACUAUGUAAUGUGAAAUUAGUUAGAAGUUCGGAUGUAUACAAACAGCAAGAAAAUCGAAUAAAAGAUCUACCUGCUGGACAAAUUAAUCCAGUUCUUGAUUCACUCAAUUCACUAGCAUCUUGUGCCUGGAAGAUCAACAAACCAAUUUUGGAUAUAGCCAUUGGAAUGUUCAAUGAUAAAGGAAAUUCUAAAUUAGAAAUUCCUCCACCCCAAUCAGAGUUACCUAUCCCUAGCCGUACUAAGAGAUCCCCAGAUAUGACACAACAAGAACGAUCAGCUCAUUUUCAUGAACAAUCGAAUAUAGCUCGACUCAGGGCUGAAAAUUGGUCACUGAGAUCUUUUGAGUUAUAUCGUCUAUCUGUAGCCAAUAAGUAUCGAGACGAAAUAAUUUGGUUUCCUCAUAAUAUUGAUUUUAGAGGUCGAACGUACCCUAUAUCACCGUAUUUAAAUCAUUUAGGUUCUGAUAUUUCUCGGGGAAUGUUGAUGUUUGCUAAGGGGAGACCACUGGGCCCUGAUGGUUUAGACUGGUUGAAAAUUCAUCUCGUUAAUUUAAUUGGCUUAAGGAAAAGAAGUUCGAAUGCUGAACGGUUGAAAUUUGCGGAGACAUUGAUAGAAGAAAUUCAAGAUUCAGCUGACUAUCCCAUGACGGGUAAACUGUGGUGGCAAGAUCGUGAGGAACCAUGGCAAGUAUUGGCCUGCUGUAUGGAAAUAACCAAGGCUAUCCGUAGCCCAGAUCAUACCAAAUUUAUCUCACAUUUUCCAGUCCAUCAGGAUGGAUCAUGUAAUGGUCUACAACAUUACGCUGCUCUGGGACGUGACAGUAUAGGAGCUAAAUCUGUCAAUCUAUGCUCCUAUCCUGUACCCCAAGAUGUUUACAGUGAGGUUGUCGAUUUGGUGGAAAAGCUACGACAUGAUGAUGCAGAAAAAGGAAAUAAAAUCGCCAAAAUGUUGGAGGGAAAAGUUAUCAGGAAGGUAACAAGUCUUUUAGUAGUUGUAAAAAUAUGA
Messenger RNA from Lottia gigantea (owl limpet), 1201 nucleotides. RefSeq lists its product as hypothetical. The transcript has 11 exons. The record is from RefSeq and is a predicted model, not a curated record. NCBI's taxonomy places the organism in Eukaryota, Metazoa, Mollusca, Gastropoda, Lottiidae. Gene Ontology annotation, molecular function: DNA-directed RNA polymerase activity; mitochondrial promoter sequence-specific DNA binding. Gene Ontology annotation, biological process: mitochondrial transcription. Bases 125 to 1201 code for a protein of 358 amino acids. Gene Ontology annotation, cellular component: mitochondrial DNA-directed RNA polymerase complex.